AGGAGUAAGUGAAAGUAUUACUUUGCCUCCAAACAAGGGGACGUUUUUGUAGGAGCCGUCCACGGCCUCUAGGUGUCACGGUAGGGCUUACCGACCAGGCGGCUGGCGGGGGGUGUUUGUCUCCCUCUAUCGUUAUCCAAAAUGCACUAAAUCCGUCUAUAAACUGUAACCACCCGCUUUGGUCAGGUAUUUUGGGUCAUUUUAGCCGAUAUAAAGGUGUAAUUGUACCGGGAUGGCUGCAAAUAAGCGGUGUUUCCUUUUUAAGUUUGUUCAGGCCUGACGUCCAUCUUAUCGUGCCCUUUGUUUCCUGUUUUCAGACGACCUCGCGCUUCCCCACUUAACCAACUAAUAUGGGACAGUUUUAAGUAGUUUUUAGUGUCAAAACAGUAAUUUAUUCUUUAGACCAUGGCUCCUUCUAACAGUGACACAUUGAAUGUGGAGAAUUGAUGUGUAGAAACUGGCGACCCAGAGACUAGGAAGCAUUGACCGAUCGACUAUUUGAUAGGCAAACAGACAAACCUCAUCAAUGCCUAAUCAUCACAUGAAGACACGAACUAACUUCAAACUAACGCCUGCUUCGGUGUUACUGUCGUGAAACCAUCCGAGAGGAGCCAAUACUGUUUAGAACUCAGCCCGAACUCCACUUCCCGUGGCUCGGGUCAGAGACACUGCCUUUGUCAGAGGUGUGUUUUGUAGACAAAACCAGAAGUCAUGUUGUCCUCCAUUAUACUCGACACAGCUUUGCGCCAAGUUGUUGCUCUCUGUGGCCGAAGACGUGGUGACUAUAGUUCAGUGAUAUUCGAAUCGACUUGGAGAGGGAGGUGUUAGCCCAUUACCAUGGAGGGCGAGGUGGUUUCCAUGGAGACGGCUCAGGCUGCUGCCCUGGCCUCUGAGGGAAAGGUCCUACCAGAGGGUGGAGAGGCCUUGAUACAAGGAGCACAGGGUGAAGUGGCUGGUAACAUGGAAAUGAUGGUGAUGGAUGCUCUCGAUCCAACUUUGCUGCAAAUGAAGACGGAGGUGCUGGAGGGAGGUGGAACAGUGACAGUCACGGGUGGAGAUGAGGGUCAGAUCAUCACGCUUCAGGUUGUGAACAUGGAGGAGCAGGCGGGGGCUGCUUUGGGUCUUGGUCAGCUUCAGCUGGUGCAGGUACCAGUCACGACAGCAACCGUAGAAGGACUCCAGGCCACCUAUGUUGAGGCAUCAGCGACUAACAAGGAUGCAGAACCGGUCAUCUGUCACACCCUUCCUCUGCCUGAAGGUUUUCAGGUUGUCAAAGUGGGUGCCAAUGGUGAAGUGGAGACUGUGGAGCAGGACGAGCUCCAGGCUGCUCACGACGAGCUUCAGGCUACAAGAGGGGAGGGUGGGGAAGAGGAGGAUGAAGAGGCAGUAGAAGCUGAACCCACUGAGCCUCAGCAAGAUGACCCAGAAUGGACCAAAGACCCAGACUACCAGCCAAUCACAGCUGUCCGCAGAGGGAAGAAGGGAAAGAAGAGCCGCCUGCGGUACGCCGAGGGUGACCGAGACAUGGAUGUUUCUGUGUAUGACUUUGAGGAGGAGCAGCAGGAGGGACUGCUGUCGGAAGUUAAUGCUGAGAAGGUUGUUGGCAACAUGAAACCCCCAAAACCCACCAAGAUCAAGAAAAAAGGUGUCAAGAAGACUUUCCAGUGUGAGCUGUGUAGCUACACCUGCCCGAGGCGCUCUAACCUGGACCGACACAUGAAGAGUCACACGGACGAAAGGCCACACAAAUGCCAUUUGUGUGGAAGAGCCUUCAGAACAGUCACACUGCUGAGAAAUCACCUCAAUACACACACAGGCACGCGGCCACAUAAGUGCACUGAUUGUGACAUGGCAUUUGUGACCAGUGGCGAGUUAGUGCGUCACCGGCGCUACAAACACACACAUGAGAAGCCUUUCAAAUGUUCCAUGUGUGAUUAUUCCAGCGUGGAGGUGAGCAAAUUGAAACGGCACAUCCGCUCUCAUACAGGGGAGCGGCCCUUCCAGUGCAGCCUGUGUAGCUACGCCAGCAGAGACACUUACAAACUGAAGAGACACAUGAGAACGCAUUCAGGCGAGAAGCCGUACGAGUGCUACAUCUGCCAUGCUCGUUUCACACAGAGUGGCACCAUGAAGAUGCACAUUCUGCAGAAACACACAGAGAACGUGGCAAAGUUCCACUGCCCACACUGUGAUACUGUGAUUGCUCGCAAGAGUGACCUUGGUGUUCACUUGCGAAAGCAGCACUCAUUUAUUGAGAAGGGGAAGAAAUGCCGCUACUGUGAUGCUGUGUUUCAUGAGCGUUAUGCUCUCAUCCAACAUCAGAAGACCCACAAAAAUGAGAAGCGUUUCAAGUGUGACCAGUGUGAUUACUGCUGCCGACAGGAGCGCCACAUGAUAAUGCACAAGCGAACACACACAGGAGAGAAGCCGUUUGCCUGCAGCCAGUGCGAUAAGACCUUCCGACAGAAGCAGCUUCUGGACAUGCACUUCAAGCGCUACCAUGACCCCAACUUUGUCCCCACUGCCUUCGUCUGCAGCAAAUGUAGCAAGACCUUCACACGCAGGAACACCAUGCUGCGUCAUGCCGAGAACUGCAGUGGAGAAGUUGUUGGAGAUGAAAACGGAACUCCCACCCCCAAAAAGGGCCGGCGUGGCAGGAAGAGGAAGAUGCAAACAAGGAGGGAUUACGAUGAUGAUGAAGAAGACACAGAGUGUGAGCUAGAUGAACUAGAGGAGGAUGAAGAUCUGCUGGAUGAGAUUGAAAUGGAACAGGCGGCUCCAGUUGUGCCUAUCCCAGCCCCAGUGGAGCCCCCAGUCAAGAGGAAACGAGGGCGCCCCCCCAAGAAUAAACCUGAUGCGGCGGCCAUCAUUCGAGUGGAGGACGAGAACACUGGAGAGGUAGAUGACAUCAUCGUUAAGAAGGAGGUUGGAGCCGAGCAAGAUGAAGGCAUCGAGGAUGCUGCGGAGGAUGUGGUGGUUGGCGGGGCAAAGUCAACCAUUCAGGUGGAGUUGUCCCAGGAAGAAGGCGGAGCACAGGAUGUGCAGCUGUCUGAGGCCCCCCCCAACGGAGACCUGACCCCUGAGAUGAUCCUCAGUAUGAUGGACCGAUGAUGGGCAUAAGGGUGGAGCCUGUAACAACACCCAGACCCUGAUUCAAUCUUAAUUCUUGGCAUUUAGGAUAACAAACAUUUGCAUCCUGCACAGAAACAAACAUCACUGUUGUAAUUUAAAAAUUUGCUUUCUAAUCAUGCAUUGAAAAAGACUUGGAUAAGUGGGGGAUUUUUUUUAACGAGGAUUUAUUGAACCAAAAAAAACAUUUCAGUACAUUUUUAAGUUUGGAGUGGCUGUCAUUUUUAGCAGUAUCUUCUUUCUGUUGCUACUUUUUUUAUGUUUUCAGGCUGAGAAGUGUGUCACCAAAAGGAACCGUUAAAUCUGGUGACAUUUCUAAUCAGGCCUGGCUUUGUACGGCUUACUUGUCGAAUACCUGUGGUGGUGGGUUGAAGUUGGAUUCCGUCAUUUGUAGGUUUUUGACUUCACUUGUAUUGUAGAAAUUUUCUUUGUCAUCUAGCACCCACCUCCCCCCAGUUCUGCUGGCUGAUUAGAUAUCUGUACCUGUCUUGUCAGAAAACUGACUAGUAUGUGCUAAAGAUGAAAUAAGCUUAAGAGGUUGGACAAGUACAGUUAAACUGAAAACUGUACAAAUGGAGCGACUUGCAGAAAGAGGAUACUGCAGCUAAGAACAGCCCUUUUUAAGAUUUUUUUUUU
This is a messenger RNA of Menidia menidia (Atlantic silverside), 3765 nucleotides long. Lineage: Eukaryota; Metazoa; Chordata; Actinopteri; Atheriniformes; Atherinopsidae. The record is from the annotation of a GenBank genome assembly.